CUCCAUGUUAGAUGAGAAACUUCUAGACCCAACUAGCCUAACGCAAUUACCCGUACUGGCCGCAAACCUACCCUCUCUUUGAAUCAUUCUUUGAUAUUGCUGCCGGGCCGCCAAGUCCCAACCUCAACCACCGCCGGUCAAACCUCCACAAAGAUACAAAGUCUACUAACUACGGCAAGCAGGCGAGUAGAUUGAAGGACAGCGUCUCGCCGUCAUCUCCGAUUGAAGGAGAACGUUGCUCCGGUGGCACGGGGAACGACUCAACAUUUCUAAACCAAUUGAAUCUUGAAUUCAGGUUUUAUCUGGAGCUCACUGGUGAUAAGAAAACCUGUAAACAAUUGUAAUGGGGUACGCACAAUUAGUCAUUGGUCCUGCAGGAAGUGGGAAGUCAACUUACUGCUCUAGCUUGUACCGACACUGUGAAACCAUGCGCCGGACAAUUAAUAUCAUAAACCUUGAUCCUGCUGCCGAAAACUUUGACUAUCCUGUUGCUGUGGAUAUCAGGGAACUUAUUAAUUUGGAGGAUGUUAUGGAAGAACUAGGGCUGGGUCCUAAUGGGGGUUUGAUUUACUGCAUGGAGGAACUUGAAGAUAAUCUUGAUGACUGGCUUACUGAAAAGCUAGAUGAUUUCUUGGAUGAUGAUUAUUUGGUUUUUGACUGUCCUGGGCAAAUUGAACUCUUCUCUCAUGUUCCAGUUCUUAAAAACUUUGUGGAGCACUUGAAGCGUAAGAAUUUCAAUGUCUGUGUUGUUUAUCUGCUUGACUCACAGUUCAUGACAGAUGUUACCAAGUUUAUUAGCGGUUGCUUGUCUUCUCUCUCUGCAAUGGUCCAGCUUGAAUUGCCCCAUGUUAAUAUCUUGUCAAAAAUGGACCUGGUAAAGAACAAGAAAGACCUUGACGAUUUCUUGAACCCCGAGCCACAUAUGUUGCUGUCACAAUUGAAUCGUCGCAUGGCUCCACAGUUUGAGAAGUUGAACAAAGCCUUGAUUGAUCUGGUAGACGAGUACAGUAUGGUGAGUUUCAUCCCUCUUGACUUAAGGAAAGACGACAGCAUCCAGUAUGUGUUGUCACAGAUUGAUAUGAGCAUCCAGUAUGGAGAAGAUGCAGAUGUCAAGGUGAAAGAUUUUGACAUAGAUAGCGACGGUGAUGAAUAGCUGCAGCUCUCUUUGUACAGGAUGAAUGUUGAUUCUAUCUGCAGUCUGCCAGGUUUCAGUUUUUGAUGUAAAGCUGACUUACUUGUUAAAUGGAUUUUCCAACAUGAGGUUUUCUGAAUCUAUACUAGGUAUACCAUUAAAAUGGUAUAUUAAGGGCAAAAUAGUAACUUCAGUUGUUAUAUUAAGGGUUAAAUGGUAAAUUCAUAUAAUAAAUUGAGUCUGGCCCACGAUAAGUAACAUUUAUCUUUGA
Spinacia oleracea (spinach) is the source of this 1403-nucleotide messenger RNA. RefSeq names its product GPN-loop GTPase 3-like. Bases 344 to 1153 code for a protein of 269 amino acids. Lineage: Eukaryota; Viridiplantae; Streptophyta; Magnoliopsida; Caryophyllales; Amaranthaceae. The transcript is spliced from 2 exons. Gene Ontology annotation, molecular function: GTPase activity. The record is from RefSeq and is a predicted model, not a curated record.